This is a messenger RNA of Mustela erminea (ermine), 3866 nucleotides long. RefSeq names its product bone morphogenetic protein 6 (gene BMP6). Gene Ontology annotation, molecular function: cytokine activity; growth factor activity. The coding region runs from base 906 to 2432 and encodes 508 amino acids. Gene Ontology annotation, biological process: SMAD protein signal transduction. The transcript has 7 exons. Gene Ontology annotation, cellular component: extracellular region. NCBI's taxonomy places the organism in Eukaryota, Metazoa, Chordata, Mammalia, Carnivora, Mustelidae. The record is from RefSeq and is a predicted model, not a curated record.
CCAGGAGGGCAGGGACUCUCGGGGGCUGGAGUGCGGUACCUGAGCGAGACGCGCACCAGAAAGCCCACGUUGGCCGCUGCGGGGAGCGCAGCGCCGAGAGGCGGGAGACUCCGAAUUCCCGCGCCGUUGCCGCGGUCACUGCUCCGCGCGCGGGUCCUGUUCCCUCCCGUCCUGUCUGCGAGCGGUGUUUGCGGGGCAGCCGGGAGAGCUCUAAACGGAAAGCAAGAUCCUUGCCGCCUCCCCUUGGGGGUUCGAGCAGCGCGCGGAGAUUCUGGGGGGCAGCGACAGUGCCCGAGGGCGGAGAGGCGCGGAGUUUGUGAGCGGAAAGGAAGUUAAGCCUCGCGGAGAAGACUGGCAUCCCGGGACGCCUUGUCGCCUCAGCCUGGGCCCCACGGCGGAGUAAACUUCUCGGCGGUUGUGCGAGCCACGGAGAGGCGUGCGCGGGGAUGAUGCCGGGCAUCUCCCCCAGCUGGUGAGCCGCCCCGCCGCCCCGGCUCCCACUCAGCCGUCCGGGAGGGAGCGGGACAACGCACGUGCGCGGGCAGCGAGGCCCGGGAGUGACCGCGCCGUGACCCGCCCAGGGGCGAGGGCGCGGGCUGCAGCGCAGCCGGGACUCGGACGCACCUGGCCUGGACCUUGCGCCUCUCGAGACCUGCGCCGGAGUGUGGGGCUCCUCUCCGAGUGGUUCUCCGUGUGAUCUCCCCCCUCUCCUCUCCUCCAGCCUGGGCAACUGGGGGCGCCCCAGAGGACGAUGAGAGAUAAGGACUGAGGGCCAGGAAGGGGAAGCGAGCCCGCCGAGAGGUGGCGGGGGCUGCUCACACCAAGGGCCACAGCGGCCGCGCUCCGGCCUCGCUCCGCCGCUCCACGCCUCGCGGGGCCCGCGGGGCCAGUCCGGCCGGGCGGGGAUGCUGGGGCGGAGGGCGCAGUGGCUGUGCUGGUGGUGGGGGCUGCUGUGCAGUUGCUGCGGGCCCCCGCCGCUUCGGCCGCCCCUGCCCGCCGCCGCCGCCGCCGCCGCCGCCGCCGCCGGCGGGGGGGCGCUGCUGGGGGACGGCAGGAGCCCGGGCCACGCGGAGCAGCAGCCGCCGCCGCCGCCACAGUCCUCCUCCUCCGGCUUCCUCUACCGGCGGCUCAAGACGCACGAGAAGCGCGAGAUGCAGAAGGAGAUCCUCUCGGUGCUGGGGCUCCCCCACCGGCCUCGACCCCUGCACGGCCUCCAGCAGCCGCAGCCCGCUGCACUCCCUCAGCAGCAGCCUCGCGGGGACCCCCCUCCCGGACGGCUAAAGUCUGCGCCCCUCUUCAUGCUGGAUCUGUACAACGCCCUGGCCGCGGACGACGAUGAGGACUGGGCGUCGGGGGAGGAGAGGCGGCAGCAUGGGCCUCGCGGAGGGGUAGGCUUGUCCCAGCAACGGCAGCCGCCCCCAGGCGCGCCGCCCCGGGUCAACGGCAAGAGCCUCCUGGCCGCGGGACCAGGCGGCGGCGCGUCCCCACUGACUAGCGCGCAGGACAGCGCCUUCCUCAACGACGCGGACAUGGUCAUGAGCUUUGUGAACCUGGUGGAGUACGAGAAGGAGUUCUCCCCUGGCCAGCGACACCACAAAGAGUUCAAGUUCAACUUAUCCCAGAUUCCUGAGGGUGAGGCGGUGACGGCUGCAGAAUUCCGCAUCUACAAGGACUGUGUUGUGGGGAGUUUUAAAAACCAAACUUUUCUUAUCAGCAUUUAUCAAGUCUUGCAGGAGCAUCAGCACAGAGACUCUGACCUAUUUUUGUUGGAUACCCGCGUGGUGUGGGCCUCAGAAGAAGGCUGGCUGGAAUUUGACAUCACGGCCACUAGCAAUCUGUGGGUCGUGACCCCGCAGCACAACAUGGGGCUUCAGCUGAGCGUGGUGACUCGGGAUGGACUCACCAUCAACCCUCGAGCGGCAGGCCUGGUGGGCAGAGACGGCCCUUACGAUAAGCAGCCCUUCAUGGUGGCCUUCUUCAAGGUCAGCGAGGUCCACGUGCGCACCACGAGGUCAGCCCCCGGGAGGCGCCGACAGCAGAGCCGCAAUCGCUCCACCCAGUCCCAAGACGUUUCCCGGGUCUCCAGCGCUUCCGAUUACAACAGCAGUGAGUUGAAAACGGCCUGCAGGAAGCAUGAGCUUUAUGUGAGCUUCCAAGACCUGGGAUGGCAGGACUGGAUCAUCGCACCCAAGGGCUACGCCGCCAACUACUGUGACGGAGAAUGCUCCUUCCCGCUCAACGCGCACAUGAACGCGACGAACCACGCGAUCGUGCAGACGCUGGUUCACCUUAUGAAUCCCGACUAUGUCCCGAAACCAUGCUGCGCGCCAACCAAGCUGAACGCCAUCUCGGUUCUUUACUUUGACGACAACUCCAAUGUCAUCUUGAAAAAAUACAGGAAUAUGGUUGUCAGAGCUUGUGGGUGCCACUGACUCCAAUCCAGCGGCUGGGGACACAGAGACUGACUUGGGUUCCCAGGUGACAGCUGCCUUAAAAAAAGAAAAACAUGCAGGAGCACGGCGAAGGGGGAGGCAAGGCUUUGAAGCUGCCCCAGGCUGGCCGGUGCCUUAGUGCCCAAGAUUUUCAAGGGCCUUGUAGAGAAUUGGCUCACGCAGUACAUAACGUGGGUAGAUGCUGGUCUGCAGGAAGCGGGGUUUGGAUGUCUUAGUAUGAAGUCUGGGAACUUUUUAGAAACAUAAUAUGGAAGGGUUCCCCCCCCACCCAGCCAAAAAAAAAAGAAGAGCCCACCAGAAUUAGUUUUAGCUUUAGAUCAAGCUAUUUGUGGUGUUAGUGAGUCAAUAGGGAAAAUCAUCUUAAAGGAGUAAGAGUAUCCUUGGCUGAAGUUAUCGGCCCGUUCUGUAGCGUCAGAGGUAGGUCUGUAUAGAUAACUGGAAUUGGGGGGGGCGCCCCUCUUCACAGCCGGCCUCCGCGGGGCAGUCUCACGCAGGGUCAGCAGCCCGGGCCAUCCCCGGGGCUGUGUGAAGUGCCUUUUCUCUCUGCCCCAGCCCUCAGUGUUUGCACUGGAGUUCUGUCGAUGGGAAAAUACACUUACUUUGGUCAAACCAACCGUGUCCUUUCCACACCGCACCCCGCCCCCCAUUGGCUGUUCUCCUUGCGAGCGCCCACAGUAGAGCGAGUAGGUGUUGGGGUGAGGCCGCAGGGGGCGGGUCAGCCGGGCGCUGCAGGAAACCAGUGCUGCGCCCCUUCUCUCGCGGGAUAGCUCUUGGAAAAGCACAUGAACUCCAGGAACGUCAGCUCUAAUAAUUCACCUAUUUCAGUCAAGUGGUUCUUUACCUUUUCCUCGACAGCAUGCAGGUGGCAGGGUUAGACCCCACAAAGGAAACAAAAUGGGGAAGGACCCUCUCCCCCCAUGCCCCGGGCCACCAAGGGAGGGUCUGGAUGGGCAUGCCGUUAGGAACCCGAAUCCCAGUUUUCUCUUGUAGAAAGGAAGACUCAGAUGAAAUCGUAGAGUAUUUUUAAAGUGUCUUUUUCACAAUCAUGUACUAGGAAGCCAAUUUCAUACUAAACUGAUUAAAUAAUACAUUUAUGAUCUAAAACUGUUUGCACUUACAGCUUUUUUGUAAAUAUAAAGUAUAAUUUAUUGUCUAUUUUAUAUCUGUUUUGCUGUAACAUUUAAGGAAAGACCAGACUUUUUUUUUUUAAAAAAAGAGUUUAUUUAGAAAGUAUCAUAGUGUAAACAAAUUGUACCACUUGGAUUUUCUUUUAAUACAAGAGUCAUGAUGCAAAGCUGAAGCCACUCAUGAGGAUUGUGCUUCUCUAGAAAGUUGGGGUUUUUAAAAGAACAUCUGUGAACCAUACAUAAUUAAUAAAGAUUUCCUUUAAGGCAGAGGCUGGCCGAGAUCCUG